Molecule: messenger RNA, 5637 nt
Organism: Trichosurus vulpecula (common brushtail)
Lineage: Eukaryota; Metazoa; Chordata; Mammalia; Diprotodontia; Phalangeridae
Gene: SIPA1L2
Product: signal induced proliferation associated 1 like 2
Biological process (GO): regulation of small GTPase mediated signal transduction; activation of GTPase activity
Cellular component (GO): cytoplasm
Molecular function (GO): GTPase activator activity; protein binding
Source: RefSeq, a predicted model, not a curated record
AACUCUUGCACAGAUGUCAUGCCAAACAUUGGCGAACAGGAAGGAAAUUUUAAAAAUCAUCACAAGUGGCGUUGAUGAGACUCUUUCUUGCCUUUGAAGAAUCGAUAUUCUUCAAACUCUUCUCUCUUAGCGUAAAAAAAAAUCUGUGUAUGUAUACACACAGACAGAUAGACAAACAGAUAAUAAAGGAAUACAAAACUAUACAAGAAGUUCUCCUUUCUGCAUCUAAUGUGGUAGCAACCUCUCUCUGGUUGUUUCUGCCAUAAAUAAAAAAAAUGUAAUUACAACAACAGCACCAGGCUUCCUGGUAAGGCUUGUCACUGCUUGCCUGUGAGUGGACAUGAGUGAUCCACGUCAGUCCCAGGAAGAGACGCACCAGUUCACCAGAGCCUCUUCAAAGUUUAAGGAUUCUCCACGCACCAUGCAGUCGGAUGAUUAUUUUGCUCGAAAAUUUAAGGCCUUGAAUGGCAACAUGGGUCCUCCGACAUCUUUGAAUGUUUCGAAUGUCAGUGAAAGUGGGGGUCCAGCUAACGGCACACCAGCUAUGCCCAAAAUGGGCGUUAGAGCAAGGGUAUCUGAAUGGCCACCCAAGAAGGACUGCUCUAAGGAGAUGAGUUGCAAGGCAUUAUGGGAGAGCCGAUCACAAGCCAGUUAUGAAACUGCGGUGGCGGCGGCGGCCAUGCAGAAUGGACAAAAUGACCAGGGGGAUGGGCAGCAAGAGGAACAGCUUGAUAUAGAAUUUGCAGAGACCAAGUACACCAUAGGGGAUAUCUUUAUUCAUUCUCCACAGCGAGGAGGACUUCACCCCAUAAGGCAGAGAAGCAAUAGUGAUGUCACCAUCAGUGACAUUGACGCUGAAGACGUCUUAGACCAGAAUGCUGUUAACCCGAAUACUGGGGCAGCCCUACAUAGGGAAUAUGGAAGCACUUCUUCUAUCGAUAGGCAAGGCUUAUCGGGGGAAAACUUUUUUGCGAUGCUCAGAGGGUACAGAGUAGACAAUUAUGAACACAAAGCUCUCACCCCAUUUGGGUUUCCUGAGUUCUUCCACUGUGAUCCUACAAUCUCUCCUAGCCUUCAUGCUGCGGCACAGAUUUCUAGAGGAGAAUUUGUCCGUAUCUCGGGGUUAGAAUACAUGGACAAUGCCCUGCUGAUGGGAAGAGACAGGGAAAAGAAUUUCAAGCGGAGAUUAAAAUCAGAAUCAGUGGAAACAUCCCUUUUCCGGAAGCUGCGAACUGUCAAAAGUGAGCAUGAAACUUUCAAAUUCACGUCCGAUCUGGAGGAGAGUCGGCUUGAGAGGAGCAUUCGCCCGUGGAAUUGUCAGAAGUUUGCACAUUAUGAUGUCCAGAGCAUUUUGUUUAAUAUCAAUGAAGCCAUGGCUACAAGGGUUAAUGUGGGGAAAAGAAAAAACAUAACCACUGGCGCUUCAGCAGCCUCGCAGACUCAGAUGACAACAGGCCAGGCAGGAAACUGUGAAUCUCCUUUGGGAAGCAAGGAGGAUCUCAACUCCAAGAACCUCGAUGCUGAUGAGGGGGAUGGGAAAAGCAAUGACCUUGUGCUGAGUUGUCCCUAUUUCAGGAAUGAAACAGGUGGGGAGGGAGACAGAAGGAUUGCACUUUCUAGGGCGAGCUCAGCUUCUUCCACUACAGGCGAAAGCUGUUCCUUUGAGUCCUCCCUCAGCUCCCACUGCACAAAUGCAGGUGUUUCGGUUUUGGAGGUGCCAAGAGAAAACCAGCCAAUUCACAGGGAGAAAGUAAAACGUUACAUCAUAGAACACAUUGACCUUGGAGCCUACUAUUACCGUAAAUUUUCUUUGGGAAAGGAGCACCAAAACUACUUUGGAAUAGAUGAAAAUCUGGGCCCUGUCGCAGUAAGCAUCCGGAGAGAGAAGCUUGAAGAAACUAAGGAAAAAGAAGGGUCCCAAUUCAACUAUCGGGUAGCUUUCAGGACCAGUGAGCUUACAACUCUUCGAGGAGCAAUUUUAGAAGAUGCCAUACCUUCCACGGCAAGACAUGGCACAGCACGAGGGCUGCCUCUCAAAGAGGUUCUCGAGUAUGUCGUCCCGGAGCUGAGCAUUCAGUGCCUGAGGCAGGCUUUGAACUCCCCCAAAGUCUCUGAACAGCUACUCAAGCUUGAUGAACAAGGGCUGAGCUUUCAACACAAGAUUGGGAUCCUUUAUUGCAAAGCAGGCCAGGGCACUGAGGAAGAGAUGUAUAACAAUGAGACAGCAGGACCUGCUUUUGAAGAAUUCCUGGAUCUCCUGGGCCAAAGAGUACGGCUGAAAGGUUUUAGCAAAUACCGAGCUCAGCUAGAUACUAAAACUGAUUCCACAGGAACCCAUUCUCUCUAUACCACCUAUAAAGAUUAUGAAGUAAUGUUUCAUGUGUCCACUAUGCUACCCUAUAUGCCCAAUAAUAGGCAACAGCUCCUAAGGAAAAGGCACAUAGGAAAUGACAUCGUUACCAUUGUCUUCCAAGAGCCUGGAGCGCUUCCUUUUACUCCAAAAAAUAUCCGAUCUCAGUUUCAGCACGUCUUUGUUAUUGUCAAGGUGCACAAUCCUUGCACUGAAAAUGUGUGUUAUAGUGUUGGAGUUUCAAGAUCAAAAGAUGUGCCACCAUUCGGUCCACCCAUUCCCAAAGGCGUGACUUUUCCAAAAUCAGCAGUUUUUAGGGACUUCCUAUUAGCCAAAGUUAUCAAUGCUGAAAAUUCAGCCCACAAGUCAGAAAAGUUUCGAGCUAUGGCCACCCGAACAAGGCAGGAAUACUUGAAAGAUCUGGCAGAAAACUUUGUUACUACAGCUACAGUGGAUACCUCCGUUAAGUUCAGUUUCAUUACAUUGGGCGCGAAGAAAAAGGAGAAAGUAAAACCAAGGAAGGAUGCUCAUUUAUACAGCGUUGGGGCUAUCAUGUGGAAUGUCAUAGCACGAGACUUUGGCCGGUCUGCAGACAUUGAAUGUCUCCUAGGAAUCUCCAAUGAAUUUAUCAUGUUGAUUGAAAAGGAGUCCAAGAACGUUGUGUUUAACUGUUCCUGCAGAGAUGUUAUUGGAUGGACAUCUGGAUUAAUGAGCAUCAAAGUGUUUUACGAAAGAGGAGAAUGUAUUCUUCUGUCUACAGUGGAUAAUUGUACUGACGACAUAAGGGAAAUUGUUCAGAGAUUAGGAAUAGUGACCCGAGGAUGUGAAACCGUGGAAAUGACAUUGCGGAGGAAUGGGCUGGGCCAACUGGGCUUCCAUGUCAACUUUGAAGGAAUUGUAGCAGAUGUGGAACCCUUUGGCUUUGCUUGGAAGGCUGGCCUACGCCAAGGCAGCCGCCUCGUCGAGAUCUGCAAAGUAGCCGUAGCCACCCUGACUCACGAGCAGAUGAUUGAUCUGUUACGUACUUCUGUGACAGUCAAGGUAGUCAUCAUUCAGCCUCAUGAAGAUGGAUCUCCCAGAAGGGGUUGUUCUGAGCUCUGCCGAAUCCCCAUGGUGGAAUAUAAACUGGACAGUGAAGGUACCCCCUGUGAGUACAAAACCCCUUUCAGGAGGAAUACGACUUGGCAUCGGGUCCCUACUCCUGCUGGGCAGCCUCUGUCUCGUGCCUCCCCAAUCCUGGGAACAUCUGACCGGCUGCCCUGCCAGCAGCUUCUCCAACAGGCUCAGACAGCUAUUCCUCGCAGCACGUCCUUUGACAGAAAGUUGCCAGAUGGCACAAGAAGUUCACCAAGCAACCAGUCAUCUUCCAGUGACCCAGGACCCAGCGGGAGUAGCCACUGGAGACAGCAAGUGGGAUAUGACGGGUGCCAGUCUCCUCUACUUCAUGAACACCAGAGUUCCGGUCCACUGGAGUGUGAAGGAGCCAGGGAACGAGAAGAAAUUAUGGAAGGAACUAGACUUUCUGAAACCAAGUGGCAUGGACCACCUUCCAAAGUCUUGAGCUCCUAUAAAGAGAGAGCCCUGCAGAAAGAUGGAAGUUGCAAAGAUUCCCCGAAUAAGCUUUCUCAUAUUGGAGACAAAAAUUGUUCCAGUCAUUCUAGCAGUAAUACCCUCUCAAGUAACACAUCCAGCAACAGUGAUGAUAAGCACUUUGGCUCUGGAGACCUCAUGGACCCUGAGUUGCUGGGAUUAACCUAUAUCAAAGGGGCCUCCACCGAUAGUGGCAUCGACACAACCCCCUGCAUGUCAACCUCAAUGAUGGGCCCUCUGCAUCUGACGGGCAGCAGGUCCAUGAUGCACAGUCGGGCGGAGCAGUGGGCUGACUCUGCAGAAGUGCCCGGCUCUGAGGAGGAGCAGGCUAAGCUCUAUGCCGUUCACAGCUAUCCAUCUGCCAUCUCUGUCAGUAAUACCGCGGAAGGCAGCAUGGGUGACCUCAGUGAAAUAUCUUCUCAUUCCAGUGGUUCGCACCAUUCAGGAAGCCCUUCAGCACACUGUUCUAAAAAUAGUGGAUCUUUAGACACCUCCAAAGUCUAUAUAGUAUCACACAAUAGUGGCCAACAGGUUACUGGGUCAUUGUCCAAAUCCUACCACAGGCAAGGAGCAGUCAGCAAAUAUGUUAUUGGAUGGAAGAAAUCAGAAGGCAGUCCCACACCCGAAGAGUCUGAAGUGAAUGAAUGUCAGGGAAUGUAUAGUGAUAUGGAAGCCAUGUCCACAUCGAGUCAACAUCAGACUGUGGUUGAGGAUGCCGUUUCUGAAACCCAACAUGUCCUGUCCAAAGAAGAUUUUUUGAAGUUAAUGCUUCCCGGCAGCCCUUUGGUGGAGGAGGGCCGAAGAAAGUUUUCAUUUUAUGGGAACCUGUCUCCAAGAAGGUCCCUGUACCGCACACUCUCUGAUGAGAGUAUUUGCAGUAACCGCAGAGGAUCUUCCUACGGCAGCUCGCGGAGUUCCAUCCUUGACCAAGCCUUGCCCAAUGACAUUUUGUUCAGCACCACCCCACCCUACCAUAGCACGCUCCCGCCUCGGACCAACCCGGCACCAGGCAUGGGAAGCCUGAGAAAUGAGUUCUGGCUCUCCGAUGGGUCCUUAUCGGAUAAGUCCAAAUUCACUGAUCCAGGUCUGAUGCCCCUCCCAGACACUGCCACAGGGUUAGAUUGGUCCAACCUUGUGGAUGCUGCACGGGCAUUUGAAGGUCUUGACUCAGAUGAAGAGCUUGGUCUGGUCUGUCACCACACGGCCUAUCUAGAUCAGAGAGUAGCAUCCUUCUGCACCCUGACAGAUAUGCAGCAUAUGCAGGGCUUGGAGGGAACCCAGGAGUUAUCUUUAUGUGUAGACCCAGCCAAUGGGAAAGAUUUCCUGGAUACAGAUGGGGAGCGUUCUCCAUCAACUUUGACUGGAAAGGUUAAUCAGCUAGAACUGAUUCUUCGACAACUUCAGACUGACCUCCGGAAGGAAAAACAGGACAAAGCUGUUCUCCAGGCCGAAGUUCAGCACUUGAGACAGGACAACAUGAGACUUCAGGAAGAAUCCCAAACAGCAGCAGCUCAACUGAGAAAAUUUACGGAAUGGUUUUUUAACACCAUCGAUAAGAAAUCUUAACUUCCAGAUAUCUAGCCAGGAACCGCUGUUGGCGCUCCUAUCCAUUGAAGUAGCAAAAAUCUGAUUUUUAACUGUGCUUACAAUCAGUUUUUAGAUGUUUCCGCUAUUUCCGCUCUGUCCAACACCAUUCA